GUGGUUUUGAACGUGCAACAGGGCAAUAAGGUAAAAGUCUUGGAUGUGAAAAGCCAUCUGGGGGAUCAAAUGGGCGCUUGACCGCAAGCCAAAAGCCGCAGCACUUUUCGGCGAAAGGCCGUAAAAUCGCUCAACCAAAGAGCACCUUAAAUUGUCGAAUGGCCCGUAGAAUUUGGUCUACAAAGAUCUCGAACCACUCACCAGCCCACAGUUCGAUUCUUGACGGCGUGCGGAGUGCGUGUGUGAAGUGGCAAAGACCCAGCCCAAGGAUCCACAAGCCGAAUACAAAAUGUGGCAGCGACAGGUGUUGGUGCUCGGCAUUUACGGGCUCAUUGCAAUGAAGGUGGCAAGGAGCACCGCCAGUCGGUUUAAUGGCGCCACUUCCGCCGGCAGCCAAAGCCCACAACUAAAGCUGGAGAUGAAUGCAUGGCAGCCUUUCACGCAGCACAACAAUUGGCUCAUCCUCCAGGCAACGGCGCCCAGCUCAAUGCAGCCGGGGCGGGCGGAGGUCCGGGAGGAGAUCCGGGAAAGGCGAAAGGAGCCGGAACGACUUCCUGCCAAUUUCUACGCCUACAACCAUCGCUAUAACGAGAGCUCCCCGUCGCCGGGCGGAAAUUACAAACCGAAUCCACCAGCCAGCGACCCAGCCAGCUACGUUUUGGCCAUCAGCCAGCAGAUGCGGCGGGGCCAACUCCUGCGUCAGCUGCCAAAAGCGGAGGAAGCCGGGCCGGAAGCUCACGAGGUGGCUGCUACUUCAACCCACCCGGUUAAUGGUGAUGGUGACGAUUAUGAUGAUGCUGAGAACGAAAUCCUUCCUUUGGCGGCAGGAGAAGCAGCAGAACAGGCGUCGCUCCGGGGAAUUGAAUCCUACUUGGAGCCCUUUGAACGAGCUCUGCUUAAAGUGCGCAACUUCUGCGACGCCCUGAGGAGCGUGAUUAGCGACGAGGCAGAUGAGGCUGGUUCAAAUAAAUUGGAGGCCACCGCAAGCGGAGCGGCAGCCAGCACAGCACCACCAGGUGCAACAUCAAAGGACCUCCUGGUCCAAGGUCGCGCCCAACGUCUGGCCUCGGAAUCGGAAUCGCAAUCGGAGGGCCGCAAGCUCAAGAAGCUGAAGAAGAGGAUCCAGAAGCUGCUGUUCCCCCUGCUGAUUGCCUACAAGCUGAAGUUCCUCACCCUCAUCCCGGUUCUAAUCGGCGGGCUUACGCUGCUCGUGGGCACCACGGGUCUGGCCGGCUUCUUCUUCGCCCUCUUCACGGCCGUAAUGAGCCUGAAGUCCUCCGCAGGUGGCCAUGCCAGCAAGUCGCUCGUCUUGAAGAAACUCUGAUGGGUUCCGAUUUCGAAUGCAUUUAGAUUACCGGUUCGACCAAAGUUGGCCAACUGCUCAGCCGGCCAGCAUUGAUUUGUCUGCUGGGAGGCUAUAAACGACGCCGAUUUUCAGCGAUAGCGACGACGCACCCUCAAGUGAAAUGAAGUAUGUACAUAACAGCAUAGUCCCCAAAUACGCUAAACGAAUUUAAAAUUGGGCAUUAGUCCAGACGAAUAUCAAAUACCCUGAUGGCUUAAAUAAUACAUUCGUUUGCAAUGACCUUAUAGUUCUUGAAAAAAAUCUGGAAUCAAAAAGUUAUACUAUUUAUUUAUUUUAUAAUUUAUUUCAAAAUUUUUCUUUAUUUUUAAUUUUAUUUUACCACAUGCUUGCUUUGAAAAAUUUAUUUUUACACUGAAAUUGUAUCUAUUGUUAUUUAUAACAUUAUACAUUUUAAAUGUCUUAUAUAAUUUUCACUAGUUCAUAUACUUCUUGAUUAGUUAGUUUCUAUUCUGGUACAAAUCAUUGUUUGUGGUUAGGACUAAAUGGUUCCAGGUAUUUACUUUAAAUGUUACUAAAUACUUUACUGUGUACUUUAGUUGUAAGGGACAUGCUGCAAAUACACAUUAAGGAUUUUAACGGAUGUAUUUAAAGAAUUUAAAAUUUUACUUAAAUUAAGAGACUCUACUGCAUUUAAAUGUUGCUUCCCUAAUAUCGAAUCUCCUACCUAAAAUA
This is a messenger RNA of Drosophila subpulchrella, 2038 nucleotides long. RefSeq lists its product as uncharacterized. The transcript has 3 exons. Lineage: Eukaryota; Metazoa; Arthropoda; Insecta; Diptera; Drosophilidae. The record is from RefSeq and is a predicted model, not a curated record. The coding region runs from base 290 to 1324 and encodes 344 amino acids.